Molecule: messenger RNA, 1633 nt
Organism: Mastomys coucha (southern multimammate mouse)
Lineage: Eukaryota; Metazoa; Chordata; Mammalia; Rodentia; Muridae
Product: nucleolar and coiled-body phosphoprotein 1-like
Exons: 2
Coding region: 17-1582 (521 amino acids)
Source: RefSeq, a predicted model, not a curated record
AGCCAGUGAGAACACAAUGAAGAAAGCAGCAGCCAGUGAGAACACAAUGAAGAAAGUAGCAGCCAGUGAGAACACACUGAAGAAAGCAGCAGCCAGUGAGAACACACUGAAGAAAUCAGCAGUCAGUGAGAACACCUUGAAGAAAUCAGCUGCCAGUGAGAACACACUGAAGAAAUCAGCAGCCAGUGAGAACACACUGAAGAAAUCAGCAGCCGGUGAGAACACACUGAAGAAAGCAGCACCCAGUAUGAACACACUGAAGAAAUCAGCUGCCAGUAUGAACACACUGAAGAAAGUAGCACCCAGUAUGAACACACUGAAGAAAUCAGCAGCCAGUGAGAACACACUGAAGAAAAAAGCACCCAGUAUGAACACACUGAAGAAAGCAGCAGCCAGUGAGAACACACUGAAGAAAAAAGCACCCAGUGAGAACACACUGAAGAAAGCAGCAGCCAGUGAGAACACACUGAAGAAAAAAGCACCCAGUAUGAACACACUGAAGAAAUCAGCAGCCGGUGAGAAUACACUGAAGAAAUCAGCACCCAGUAUGAACACACUGAAGAAAUCAGCAGCCAGUGAGAACACACUGAAGAAAUCAGCAGCCGGUGAGAACACACUGAAGAAAGCAGCACCCAGUAUGAACACACUGAAGAAAUCAGCACCCAGUAUGAACACACUGAAGAAAGCAGCAGCCAGUGAGAACACACUGAAAAAAGCAGCAGCCAGUGAGAACACACUGAAGAAAGCAGCACCCAGUAUGAACACACUGAAGAAAUCAGCACCCAGUAUGAACACACUGAAGAAAUCAGCACCCAGUAUGAACACACUGAAGAAAUCAGCAGCCGGUGAGAACACACUGAAAAAAGCAGCAGCCGGUGAGAACACACUGAAGAAAGCAGCACCCAGUAUGAACACACUGAAGAAAUCAGCACCCAGUAUGAACACACUGAAGAAAUCAGCACCCAGUAUGAACACACUGAAGAAAUCAGCAGCCAGCGAGAACACACUGAAGAAAUCAGCAGCCAGUGAGAACACACUGAAGAAAUCAGCACCCAGUAUGAACACACUGAAGAAAUCAGCAGCCAGUGAGAACACACUGAAGAAAUCAGCACCCAGUAUGAACACACGGAAGAAAUCAGCAGCCAGUGAGAACACACUGAAGAAAGCAGCACCCAGUAUGAACACACUGAAGAAAUCAGCAGCCGGUGAGAACACACUGAAGAAAUCAGCACCCAGUAUGAACACACUGAAGAAAUCAGCAGCCAGUGAGAACACACUGAAGAAAUCAGCACCCAGUAUGAACACACUGAAGAAAGCAGCGGCCAGUGAGAACACACUGAAGAAAGCAGCAGCCGGUGAGAACACACUGAAGAAAGCAGCACCCAGUAUGAACACACUGAAGAAAGCAGCACCCAGUAUGAACACACUGAAGAAAUCAGCACCCAGUAUGAACACACUGAAGAAAAAAGCAGCAGCCAGUGAGAACACACUGAAGGUCUUGUUGAUCAUGCCUGGGCAUAGUUGCUCUGUACAGGUCACCACAGCCUUCACUCCCAAGAGGGAAAAACAACCUGGAAAGUAAUGGAAAAUGUCAAAUCUCUCCGAUCAUCAAAAUUAAAACAUUAAAAUAUCA